Molecule: messenger RNA, 1110 nt
Organism: Pollicipes pollicipes
Lineage: Eukaryota; Metazoa; Arthropoda; Thecostraca; Pollicipedomorpha; Pollicipedidae
Product: calcineurin subunit B type 2
Exons: 6
Coding region: 459-971 (170 amino acids)
Molecular function (GO): calcium ion binding
Source: RefSeq, a predicted model, not a curated record
ACGUGUGCUGCUUGUGCAGCUGACCAAUGCGAUCACAUUUAUUGUGUCCGUGAGCUGAGUGCAGUUGUAUGGCGAUAGUGGCGCAUCUAGCAGCUCGGUGCAUUUGGUCGGAUGAGAUAGCCUUGGUUGUAUGCAAGAUUGAGUGUUUGUUGGGCGUGCAGUUGGUCCGAGGGUUGUAGGUGCGAGUUUACAGUCACAGUGGUGUUAAGUCGCAGUAUUGUGCGCCAGUCGUUAAUGUACUCUCAUAUGGUGUACGCUGUUUCAUAAAAUUUUCGCUGAUAACCAAGGUUUAAGGCGACGAAAAUAGUUGGUAGUGUUUCGUGUUGACCGAGCUGUGAAUUGAGAAACUUGCCAUUCCUAAAGGACAACUAACAAAGCAUUUUGAAAGUUUUCAAAAUAACAUUUAGGGCACUUUAAAGUGCCUUUCUGCCCUCAUCGCCCAACAUCACAGAGCCAAGAUGGGCAAUGAGGCAUCACUUCCAAUGGAGAUGUGUUCUAAUUUCGACCCGGACGAGAUCCGGCGCCUGGGCAAGCGGUUCCGGAAGCUGGACCUGGACAACUCGGGCGCGCUCAGCGUCGACGAGUUCAUGUCGCUGCCGGAGCUGCAGCAGAACCCGCUGGUGCAACGCGUCAUCGACAUCUUCGACGAGGACGGCAACGGCGAGGUCGACUUCAAAGAGUUCAUCUCGGGCGUGUCGCAGUUCUCGGUGAAAGGCGACAAGGACUCGAAACUGCGUUUCGCCUUCCGCAUCUACGACAUGGACAACGACGGCUUCAUCUCAAAUGGCGAGCUGUUCCAGGUGCUGAAGAUGAUGGUGGGUAGCAACCUGAAGGACACGCAGCUGCAGCAGAUCGUGGACAAGACGAUCCUCUUUGCCGACAAGGACGAGGACGGCAAGAUCGGCUUCGAGGAGUUUUGCGUGAUCGUGGGAAACACGGACGUGCACAAGAAGAUGGUGGUGGACGUGUAAGCUCGCGGCGGCGCCGAGCGGCCCAGCGGAGCUUCGCACCGCCAUCUGUGUGAUACACGAGUAACUACAACAUCCGCUAGUCAGCCGCCGCGCGGCGCUCCCCCGGUCGGCGCUGGAUCUCGGGCCGGCCCGCCCGCCU